UGGAGGAGAAUAUGGCGCUGUUUCAAGAAUCCGUAUAAACAAUGAUACACAAGGCUUCGUCGCUCUGCUUACAUCAGCCUCCAAAGCCUUUCCUGUCCUCCACCAAGUACAGCCAGGAUGAGUUAUCCUCCCCCUCCCCCGGGCUUCAUGCCUCCACCAGGGAUGAAUCCUGCGACUCAAGCUUCUGGAUCGAGGAUGCCUCCAGAAGUCAUCGCACAAAAGUCCAUGAAGUGGAAACAAAUGCAGAGGAAGAGAUAUGGUGAAAAGCGGCGGGGUGGAUAUGUGGAUAUGGGCAAAGUGGAUCUGCCCCCAGAACACGUCCGUAAAAUUAUUAAGGACCACGGUGAUAUGAGCAAUCGCAAGUUCCGAAACGACAAGCGUGUUCAUCUUGGUGCUCUCAAGUAUGUGCCUCACGCAGUCAUGAAGCUGCUGGAGAACAUUCCAUAUCCAUGGGAGCAAGUCCGUGAAGUUCCAGUGCUAUACCACAUCACUGGAGCGAUUACAUUUGUCAACGAAAUCCCUCGAGUUAUCGAGCCAAUCUAUCACGCCCAAUGGAGCACUAUGUGGCUGGCGAUGCGAAGAGAGAAGCGGGACCGACGACACUUCAAGCGGAUGCGUUUCCCUCCAUUUGACGAUGAGGAACCUCCUCUGGAUUAUGGUGAUAACGUUCUGGAUGUGGAACCACUCGAGGCCAUACAACUUGAGCUUGACUCAGAAGAAGAUUCUGCCAUCAUCGACUGGUUUUACGAUGCUAAACCCCUCGUCGACACACCCGCUGUUAACGGCUCUUCUUAUAAAUACUGGUCAUUGACGCUACCCGUAAUGGCAAACUUGUAUCGGCUGGGUCGAACCCUUCUCUCAGACCAGCCCGACCAGAACUCCAACUACCUCUUCGACAAAAAGUCUUUCUUCUCUGCAAAGGCUUUGAACAUGGCUAUUCCAGGAGGUCCCAAGUUUGAGCCGCUGUAUCGUGAUAUGGACUCAUUUGAUGAGGAUUGGAACGAGUUCAAUGACAUUAACAAGGUCAUUAUCCGGCAGCCAAUCAGGACGGAGUACAAGGUCGCCUUCCCUCAUCUAUACAACUCCCUUCCACGCUCGGUACACAUUUCACCAUACCAUGCCGCCAAAAAUGUCUACAUUCGCACUGAUGACCCCGACCUCCCUGCUUUCUACUUUGACCCUCUCAUCAACCCUAUCUCCCUCCGUGGUCAUACCGCCAACAAUGCGCCUUUAGUGUCGCAUGAAGACAGCAUCUUUGGACCCAAUGGUGCGGACGAUGACGCCUUUAUCCUUCCCGACGAGGUGGAGCCCUUCCUCGAGGAGAAAGAUAUCGAGAACGAUAUAACGGCCGACGGUAUCGCUUUGUGGUGGGCACCUGAACCAUACAACCGUCGCUCUGGACGCAUGCGCCGUGCUCAAGACAUUCCUUUAGUAAAGAAUUGGUACCUUGAGCAUUGUCCACCUAAUCAGCCGGUCAAAGUUCGGGUGUCAUACCAGAAGCUCCUGAAGUGUUUUGUCUUGAAUGAACUCCAUACAAGACCUGAGAAAGCGAUGAUGAAGAAGAAUCUUUUCCGCCAGUUGAAAGCAACAAAGUUUUUCCAGACGACAAAAUUGGAUUGGGUUGAAGCUGGACUGCAAGUCUGUCGGCAGGGCUAUAACAUGCUCAACCUCCUGAUUCAUCGCAAGAACCUCAACUACCUUCAUUUGGAUUACAACAUGAACUUGAAGCCCGUCAAAACACUAACCACGAAAGAACGUAAAAAAUCUCGCUUCGGAAAUGCUUUCCAUCUGUGUCGAGAGAUUCUUCGUUUGACCAAGUUGGUUGUUGACGCACACGUUCAAUUUCGGCUGGGAAAUGUGGAUGCCUUCCAGCUUGCUGAUGCGCUACAGUAUAUCUUUGCGCACAUUGGGGCUCUCACCGGCAUGUAUCGAUACAAAUACAAGCUUAUGAGACAAGUUCGUAUGACCAAGGAUUUGAAGCAUUUGAUCUACUAUCGUUUCAAUACCGGACCCGUAGGGAAAGGUCCGGGAUGUGGUUUCUGGGCUCCUGGUUGGCGUGUUUGGCUUUUCUUCAUGCGUGGCAUUGUACCGCUCUUGGAACGAUGGCUUGGUAACCUUCUCGCACGUCAAUUUGAAGGACGUAACAGCAAGGGAAUCGCCAAAACUGUAACGAAGCAGCGUGUCGAGUCGCACUAUGAUUUAGAAUUGCGGGCAGCCGUUAUGCAUGAUAUUCUCGACAUGAUGCCUGAAUCAAUCAAGCAGAACAAGUCAAAGACCAUCUUACAACACUUGUCGGAAGCUUGGAGAUGUUGGAAGGCGAACAUCCCCUGGAAAGUUCCUGGCAUGCCUACGGCAAUCGAAAACAUCAUCUUGCGGUAUAUCAAGAGUAAGGCUGAUUGGUGGUGCUCUGUUGCCCACUAUAAUCGUGAGCGUAUCAGACGGGGUGCUACUGUCGACAAGGCUGUGGUAAAGAAGAACCUCGGUCGCUUAACUCGUCUCUACCUCAAGGCGGAGCAGGAACGUCAGCAUGGGUAUCUCAAAGAUGGCCCUUACAUCACGGCCGAAGAAGCCGUAGCCAUUUAUACGGCCACUGUUCAUUGGCUGGAGAGCCGGAAAUUUGCACCCAUUCCCUUCCCUCCGCUGUCGUACAAGCACGACACCAAACUACUUGUUCUAGCGCUUGAGAAGCUCAAGGAGGCAUAUUCGGUAAAGGGACGACUCAAUCAGUCUCAGCGUGAAGAACUCGCGUUGAUCGAACAAGCAUAUGAUAAUCCUCAUGAAUGUCUGUCACGGAUCAAGCGUCUACUCCUCACCCAACGGGCGUUCAAGGAGUCUGGCAUCGAGUUCUUCGACACCUACGACAAGCUUAUCCCCUGCUAUGACAUUGAACCUGUUGAGAAGAUUACUGAUGCUUAUCUCGACCAAUUCCUCUUCUUUGAGGCGGACAAGCGUGGCCUGUUCCCUGCGUGGAUCAAACCCGCUGACACCGAGCCUCCCCCACUGCUUGUUUACAAGUGGUGUCAAGGCAUAAAUAAUCUGACUGAUAUUUGGGGAACAAGCGAAGGAGAAUGCAAUGUUCUAAUGGAGACUGUCCUGUCUAAGGUGUAUGAGAAGAUAGACCUGACAUUGCUCAAUCGUCUCCUCCGUUUGAUUCUAGAUCAUAAUCUUGCUGAUUAUAUAACGGCUAAGAACAACACUGUGUUGACGUACAAGGAUAUGGCGCACACCAACGCUUUUGGUCUUAUACGGGGACUGCAAUUUUCCGCCUUCGUUUUUCAGUACUAUGGUCUAAUCUUGGACUUGUUAAUCCUAGGUCUUCAACGGGCUAGCGAAAUGGCCGGACCUCCUCAAAUGCCGAACAACUUCCUGCAAUAUCGGGACUCUACUACGGAAACCCGGCAUCCCAUCCGACUAUACUCCCGUUACGUCGACAGGCUUCACAUUCUAUUCCGGUUCACCGCGGACGAGUCCCGAGAUCUUAUUCAAAGGUAUCUUUCGGCCAAUCCGGAUCCGACUAACAACAAUGUCAUCGGGUACAACAACAAGAGAUGCUGGCCAAGAGACUGCAGGAUGAGGCUAAUCAAACACGAUGUUAAUUUGGGUCGUGCAGUCUUCUGGAACGUCAAGCAGUCUCUUCCUAGGUCCUUGACAACGAUAGAAUGGGAGGAUACAUUCGUCAGCGUGUACUCGCAGAACAAUCCGCAGCUAUUGUUUUCGAUGUGCGGCUUUGAAAUCCGCAUCUUGCCGAAGAUCAGGACCAUGAGUGGGGAGCAAUUCUCAUUGAAGGACGCCGUCUGGAACUUGACGAAUGAGCAAACGAAGGAGCGUACCGCUCAGGCAUUCCUCAGGGUAUCCGAUGAAGGUGUUCAACAGUUCAACAACAGGAUCCGACAGGUGCUCAUGAGCUCUGGUUCUACCACGUUCUCCAAGAUCGUGAACAAAUGGAACACAGCUCUCAUCGGUCUUAUGACCUACUACCGCGAAGCUGUUAUCCAUACCAAUGAACUACUGGAUUCCCUUGUCAAGGCAGAAAACAAGAUUCAGACUCGAGUCAAGAUUGGUCUUAACAGUAAGAUGCCUUCCCGUUUCCCUCCAGUCGUCUUCUAUACACCAAAGGAGCUGGGUGGUUUGGGAAUGUUAUCUAUGGGACACGUACUUAUACCACAGAGCGAUCUUCGCUGGUCUAAGCAAACGGAUGUUGCAGUUACUCAUUUCCGCGCUGGUAUGAGCCACGAGGAAGACCAGUUGAUACCCAAUUUGUAUCGUUACCUCCAACCUUGGGAAGCCGAGUUUCUCGAUUCGGCACGGGUUUGGUCUGAAUAUUCCAUGAAGCGGAAGGAGGCCAAUGCUCAGAACAGACGUUUGACACUAGAGGACCUGGAGGAUAGUUGGGAUCGUGGCAUUCCUCGCAUCAACACUCUGUUCCAGAAGGAUCGUCACACGCUUGCCUAUGAUCGCGGUUGGCGUGUAAGGACUGAUUGGAAGCAGUACCAGCUUCUCAAACAUAAUCCUUUCUGGUGGACUUCGCAGCGGCACGACGGUAAACUUUGGCAACUCAAUAAUUAUCGUGUGGACGUUAUUGCGGCCUUGGGUGGUGUUGAAGGCAUCUUAGAACACACGCUAUUUAAGGGCACUUACUUCCCCACUUGGGAAGGCCUGUUCUGGGAAAAGGCUUCUGGAUUCGAGGAGUCGAUGAGGUACAAGAAACUCACCAAUGCCCAGCGUUCAGGUCUUAAUCAGAUACCUAAUCGACGAUUCACUCUUUGGUGGAGUCCGACAAUCAACCGUGCCAACGUGUAUGUUGGUUUCCAGGUGCAACUUGAUCUUACAGGCAUCUUCAUGCACGGAAAGAUUCCAACGCUCAAAAUCAGUUUGAUCCAGAUCUUCCGAGCCCAUCUAUGGCAAAAGAUCCAUGAGAGUGUCGUCAUGGAUUUGUGUCAAGUAUUCGAUCAGGAGCUGGAGCCCUUGCAAAUCGAGACUGUCCAGAAAGAGACGAUUCAUCCUCGUAAGAGCUACAAGAUGAACAGCUCUUGCGCAGAUAUUUUGCUCUUUUCAGCUUACAAGUGGAACAUCUCCCGACCAUCCCUUGUGACGGACGUCAAGGAUGUACUAGAUGGCACUACCAGCAACAAAUAUUGGAUUGACGUCCAGUUAAGAUGGGGUGAUUUCGAUACACACGACAUUGAGCGUUAUACUCGUGCCAAAUUCCUGGACUACGUUUCGGAUUCCAUGAGUAUCUACCCGUCGCCAACAGGAGUGAUGAUCGGCAUGGACCUGGCCUACAACCUGUGGUCGGCGUAUGGCAACUGGUUCCCUGGCAUGAAGCCUCUUAUCCAGCAAGCAAUGGCCAAAAUCAUGAAAGCCAAUCCAGCCUGCCAUGUGCUGCGAGAACGUAUACGUAAAGGUUUACAACUAUAUUCGUCCGAGCCAACAGAGCCGUACUUGAACAGUCAGAAUUAUUCGGAGUUGUUCUCCAACCAGAUCAUCUGGUUCGUGGACGACACGAACGUCUACCGUGUUACCAUACAUAAGACGUUCGAAGGAAACUUGACUACUAAGCCCAUUAACGGUGCUAUCUUCAUCUUCAACCCUAGAUCUGGUCAAUUGUUCUUGAAGAUCAUUCACACUAGUGUUUGGGCUGGUCAGAAACGUCUUGGUCAGCUGGCGAAAUGGAAAACCGCUGAGGAGGUGGCUGCUCUCGUUCGCUCCUUGCCUGUCGAAGAACAGCCCAAGCAGGUUAUCGUCACUCGUAAGGGCAUGCUGGAUCCUCUUGAGGUUCAUCUGUUAGAUUUCCCUAACAUCGUUAUUAAGGGUAGUGAACUGCAGUUGCCCUUCCAAGCGUGCAUGAAGAUGGAGAAAUUCGGUGAUCUUAUUCUAAGAGCUACGCAACCGCAGAUGGUCCUCUUCAGUCUAUAUGAUGACUGGUUGAAGUCGAUCUCGAGUUACACCGCCUUCUCCAGGCUGAUCCUUCUGUUGCGUGGUUUGCACGUCAACAAUGAGAAGGCCAAGAUUAUCCUGCACCCUGACAAAACAACGAUAACUGAGCCUCACUUCGUCUGGCCAACACUCAGUGAUGAAGAAUGGAUCAAGGUUGAAGUUGCAAUGAAGGAAUUGAUCUUGGCGGACUUUGGGAAAAGAAACAGCGUCAAUAUCGCAUCCUUAACAGUUAGUGAAGUCCGGGAUAUUAUCUUAGGUCAAGAGAUCGCAGCGCCAUCGGUCCAACGCCAACAAAUGGCGGAGUUGGAGAAGAGUUCUGAAGCGCAGAGCCAGGUUACGGCGGUACAAACACAAACCACGAACGUACACGGUGAUACGAUUCAAACGGUGACAACGACCAAUUACGAGCAGCAAGUGUUUAGCAGCAAGUCCGACUGGCGUGUUCGAGCUAUAUCGUCAACACAUCUUUCGCUUCGUCUCCAGCACAUAUACGUGUCCAACGACGACGUCAAGGACGAUGCGGCCUCAUACACUUACGUCUUACCAAAGAACAUCCUUCGUGCAUUUAUUACUGCCGCGGAUCUGCGUACUCAAGUGGCUGCAUAUCUAUACGGUGUCUCUCCUCCUGACAACAAGCAGGUGAAGGAGAUCAAGGCAGUCGUGUGGGUUCCUCAACGCGGAAGCAAUAACAGUAUCGAGUUGCCGUCUCGGAUGCCGAAAGAUGAUUUCCUGCUGAAAGAUGUUGAGUUCCUGGGAUGGAUCAAGACACAGGCUUUGGAAAUCAACCACAUGUCCCCCACAGAUAUCACGACGCAAGCCAAAUUAAUGGCGGACCAUCCUGAACUCGGAUCGUCUUGCAUUUGUAUCACCGCUUCCUUCACUCCUGGAUCUGUUUCAUUGUCAGGACAUUCCCUCACACCCAGUGGAUUUGAAUGGGGCAGAAAGAAUGCGGACAAUUCUUCAAAUCCUCCCGGCUUCAAUCCUAACAUGUCAGAGCGGGUUCAGUUGCUUUUAUCUGAUCGUGUCCUAGGCAUGACAUUAGUUCCGGAGGGCAGAGUGUGGAAUUAUGGCAUUGGUCUUACCCAGCUUUGGUCGCCCAACCUCCCCUAUGCUAUGACGUUAGAUACUCCUCUGUUGUUCUGGGCUGAGGAGCACCGGCCGGCGGCAUUCUUGACAUUCGCUAAUCUCGAGCAAGGAGAGGACAGCGCUGAUGUUGAGAAUAGCUUUGCUUGAUUUUGUUGUGAAAUUCAUUAGCUACGUAGUACUACUUAUUGGCACAUCUAUAUUUUUAUGUAAUUGUAUUGCACAAACUGUAUAUCUAAAACGUUACAACCGAUCCGUGAGUAUAA
This is a messenger RNA of Guyanagaster necrorhizus, 7286 nucleotides long. Its product is annotated as PROCN-domain-containing protein. NCBI's taxonomy places the organism in Eukaryota, Fungi, Basidiomycota, Agaricomycetes, Agaricales, Physalacriaceae. Gene Ontology annotation, cellular component: U5 snRNP; catalytic step 2 spliceosome. Gene Ontology annotation, biological process: spliceosomal tri-snRNP complex assembly; mRNA splicing, via spliceosome. The coding region runs from base 118 to 7170 and encodes 2350 amino acids. Gene Ontology annotation, molecular function: U1 snRNA binding; metallopeptidase activity; U2 snRNA binding. The record is from RefSeq and is a predicted model, not a curated record. The transcript is spliced from 42 exons.